AUUGAAUGUAGUGUUGUGUUGUAAGCAUGUACUCCAGGAUUUUCUGCAUGUUGCGAUGUUGACUCGUACGUGCGUGCUUUCGUUUCAGUAGAGAAGCGACCGAGAGACAGCCAGAAGCGCAGACAGUGAUAUUAUAUCGUUUCAAUUCCCUAUGUCCACUAAUUAGGGGGUGCUGAUUUUAUAUUCAGCUGAAUUUUAUUCUGCAAUAAGGUGACAAACGGAGAUAGAUUCCAAAUGAGCAUACCCGUAUAUCGACCCUCCAAGGGCGACGGCCUGGUCGUCCGACACACCAUGGGGCACGUGCCCGAGAACAACGCCCGUUCCACCCACCAUGCGGUCAGCAAACUCGACUUCGCUGGACGUCGACCGCACACCCAGGCCAGCGCCCGCUUCGGUCAACUCAGUCAGAGCUCGUUCUUCGCACGCCAUAACCCGCAGUCAAAGAGAGUCAGGCACAUAAAAGGCUUGCUAGACUUUCCCAUAUGUUCCGUCCACGACGACGGCUACAUCGCCAACUCCCGGCUCAACCGACGACCCGCCACCACGGACGACAUCAACCUGACGAGGAGGUCGUGGCCGAUGUCGAAGCCCCAAUCGGCUCCCGUGGGUAACAUGGCCCCUCUCGGGCGGUUACCCGUUCACGCGAUCAACUACCACCCCAAUCAUAUCAACCCCGCCCUCCAAAAUCAUAAGACCAACGCCCUCGGAGCGAAUACCCAAUACGGCCGGUUCCCGUUGUCGUUUCGUGAGCGGGCCGAUCCCAAGUUUGGGAUGAUUCCCGUCACCGACAAAUGGAGAGAUGAGCUCCGCGAUAUCACCGAGCAGGCUGGCUUAGGUCUGCCGAAUGAGAUCAAACAGGCCCAGGCCGAACAGCCGAAGCGAACUUCGGUCUAUUCGGCGGACACCGGUCGGCUAAUUCCGCCUCCCUCUCGGGCGAUGACGCGCGGUGCGUCGAGACAGAAACAUCACGAGCACGAUCUCAUGUACCAUAUCGCUGUCGAUGGCAGCAAUGAAUCACUGGUCCUUGAAAUGCUUUGCCAAAUUCUUCAGACCGACUCUCUCACUGCAGUGCAAUCUUGGCUCGUAUCAGCUGGGGAUAGAGAAAAGUCGCUUGUACUUGACAUGAUUCGGUCAGCGAUGAACAGCGAGGCCGAUUAUUUCCAGCGCAAUAUCGCCGAGGCACCACCGCCACCGCGUCCAUCGACCAACCUACCGGCAAACAUGAACGUCACAAACGGUUACGGAGACGUCGACAUUCCUUCGCCGCCGCCGUUCGCCGGGAGGGACGUUCGUUACCAAGCCGUGGCUGAAGCCGCAGCGGGCCUUAAGACGCCAAAGAAGGCAGAGAACCAAGAAAAGACGAUAUUUGAUGCAGAAGGAAGUUUACCAAAGUUGGAUUUGAGAAGGAAAAAAGAUGCAAAUGAUCACCCAGCCCUGCGACAAAGAAGCCACAAACCAGAUGUCUUCAAGGUCGAACACAAUAGUUCUCCCCGCCCCGCCACCAAAAAUGGGAUGCAUCCAGCGAAGCUCCCGCCCCUCUCACCGCCAAAGCAUGAUGGUGGCCAACAAGACAUUCAGAAUGGUGUCUCUUGGAAACCGGACGAGGCCGUCGUUUGAAGGUCAUCGUCAACGUCAGGGCACUGUGGUCUGACCGUCUGAAAGUCACUUUCAAAUUCAUGAGAAAAAUCUAAACUGAUAAUCUACAGUCUAUCAUUACAGGAGGGCAUUGUUACGCAUGAGAAGAUUUCUUCAAGAAAAUUAUUGAGACUACAACGUAAUUGAUCUCAUCCAGGAGAGCCGACAAAAUCGUUUUUAUAUUGUAUAAAUAAUAGGGAGUCUAGCUCUGACAUUAAGUUAUACAGGUAGAGCAUAAACCUUUGCCUAUUAAACAGAGAUACUGUUUUGAAGUGCUUGCUUUGUUCAGUACAUAUACAUAA
Messenger RNA from Strongylocentrotus purpuratus (purple sea urchin), 1937 nucleotides. Its product is annotated as protein TBATA. The record is from RefSeq and is a predicted model, not a curated record. The transcript has 8 exons. Bases 235 to 1617 code for a protein of 460 amino acids. NCBI's taxonomy places the organism in Eukaryota, Metazoa, Echinodermata, Echinoidea, Camarodonta, Strongylocentrotidae.